This is a messenger RNA of Hipposideros armiger (great roundleaf bat), 3776 nucleotides long. It is a transcript of the gene TOP1, whose product is annotated as DNA topoisomerase I. Gene Ontology annotation, molecular function: DNA topoisomerase type I (single strand cut, ATP-independent) activity; DNA binding. Gene Ontology annotation, biological process: chromosome segregation; DNA topological change; DNA replication. Bases 256 to 2589 code for a protein of 777 amino acids. Gene Ontology annotation, cellular component: nucleolus; chromosome. The transcript is spliced from 19 exons. The record is from RefSeq and is a predicted model, not a curated record. NCBI's taxonomy places the organism in Eukaryota, Metazoa, Chordata, Mammalia, Chiroptera, Hipposideridae.
CGCAGUGGGCCGAAAUGCGAACUUAGGCUGUUACACAACUGCUGGGGUCUGCUCUCGCCGCCCGCCUGGCAGUCAGUAAGCGUCGCCGCCACUGUCGCUGCCUCAGCGGUUCCGGGAGUGUCAGACUCGCCGCCGCCGCUUAUCCGCGUUCCCGGGAGCCCCCGAGAGCUCCCGUUCGCCCGCACAGGCCGGUCCCGACCGUCUGCGUCUCCUCGGCGCCCCUUGCUGCCCGACUCGCUCGGCGCUCCAGCAGACAUGAGUGGCGACCAUCUCCACAACGAUUCCCAGAUCGAAGCGGAUUUCCGAUUGAAUGAUUCUCAUAAACACAAAGAUAAACACAAAGAUCGCGAACACCGGCACAAAGAGCACAAGAAGGACAAGGAAAAGGACCGAGAAAAGUCCAAACAUAGCAACAGUGAACAUAAAGAUUCUGAAAAGAAACACAAAGAAAAGGAGAAAACCAAACACAAAGAUGGAAGUUCAGAAAAACAUAAAGAUAAACAUAAAGACAGAGACAAGGAAAAACGAAAGGAAGAGAAGGAUGGUAAAUUGAAAAAACCCAAGAAUAAAGAUAAAGAUAAAAAAGUUCCUGAGCCAGACGGCAAGAAAAAGAAGCCGAAGAAAGAAGAGGAGCAGAAGUGGAAAUGUAUCUUUACUUUGGAUUACUUAAUGCAGACGUUGCAACACUCAUUAACCAAUAAUUUGUUUCUCUUUAGUCCGCCACGAAUUAAAGAUGAACCUGAAGAUGAUGGCUAUUUUGCUCCUCCUAAAGAGGAUAUAAAGCCGUUAAAGAGACCUCGAGAUGAGGAUGAUGCUGAUUAUAAACCUAAGAAAAUUAAAACGGAAGAUAUCAAGAAAGAGAAGAAACGAAAACUAGAGGAAGAAGAGGUUAGUAAAGAGACUUCGGCCCUUUUGGGGCUUGAGUUUGGAAUAGGGACAACCUUUGAGGCAAAUGGGUUUAGGGAAUUUAACUGGUCUGUUGUAGAGGAAAAACUUGCAUGUGUACAGUGGGAAGAAGAGCGCUAUCCUGAAGGCAUCAAGUGGAAAUUCCUAGAACAUAAAGGUCCCGUGUUUGCUCCACCGUAUGAGCCUCUUCCAGAGAGUGUCAAGUUUUACUAUGAUGGUAAAGUCAUGAAGCUGAGCCCCAAAGCAGAAGAAGUAGCUACAUUCUUUGCAAAAAUGCUCGAUCAUGAAUAUACUACUAAGGAAAUAUUUAGGAAAAAUUUCUUUAAGGACUGGUUUGAAUACUUCCUUGCUGUCUUCCAGAAAAUCAAAGAGGAGAAUGAAAAAUUACUGAAAGAAUAUGGCUUCUGUAUUAUGGAUAACCACAAAGAGAGGAUUGCCAACUUCAAGAUAGAACCCCCGGGGCUUUUUCGGGGCCGUGGCAACCACCCCAAGAUGGGCAUGCUGAAGAGACGGAUCAUGCCUGAGGACAUAAUCAUCAACUGUAGCAAAGAUGCCAAGGUUCCUUCUCCUCCUCCAGGACAUAAAUGGAAAGAGGUCCGACAUGAUAACAAGGUUACUUGGCUGGUUUCUUGGACAGAGAACAUCCAAGGUUCCAUUAAAUACAUCAUGUUGAACCCCAGUUCCCGAAUCAAGGGUGAGAAAGACUGGCAGAAAUACGAGACUGCUCGGAGGCUGAAGAAGUGUGUGGACAAGAUCCGGAACCAGUAUCGAGAAGACUGGAAGUCUAAAGAGAUGAAAGUCCGGCAGAGAGCUGUAGCCCUAUACUUCAUCGACAAGCUUGCUCUGAGAGCAGGCAACGAGAAGGAGGAAGGAGAAACAGCGGACACCGUGGGCUGCUGCUCGCUUCGUGUGGAGCACAUCAAUCUGUACCCAGAGCUGGACGGCCAGGAGUAUGUGGUGGAGUUUGACUUCCUUGGGAAAGACUCGAUCAGAUAUUAUAACAAAGUCCCUGUUGAGAAACGAGUUUUUAAGAACUUACAACUAUUUAUGGAGAACAAACAGCCUGAGGAUGAUCUUUUUGACAGACUCAAUACUGCUAUUUUAAAUAAGCAUCUUCAGGAUCUCAUGGAGGGUUUGACAGCCAAGGUGUUCCGUACAUACAAUGCCUCCAUCACGCUACAACAGCAGCUAAAAGAACUCACAGCCCCGGAUGAGAACAUCCCAGCAAAGAUCCUAUCUUAUAACCGUGCCAACCGAGCUGUUGCAAUUCUUUGUAACCAUCAGAGGGCACCACCAAAAACUUUUGAGAAGUCCAUGAUGAAUUUGCAAUCUAAGAUUGAUGCCAAGAAGGAACAGCUAGCAGAUGCCCGGAGAGACCUGAAAAGUGCUAAAGCUGAUGCCAAGGUCAUGAAGGAUGCAAAGACCAAGAAGGUGGUAGAGUCAAAGAAGAAGGCUGUGCAGAGACUGGAGGAGCAGUUGAUGAAGCUCGAAGUUCAGGCCACAGACCGAGAAGAGAAUAAACAAAUUGCUUUGGGAACCUCCAAACUCAAUUAUCUGGACCCAAGGAUUUCAGUGGCUUGGUGCAAGAAAUGGGGGGUCCCAAUUGAGAAAAUUUACAACAAAACCCAGCGAGAGAAGUUUGCCUGGGCCAUCGACAUGGCUGACGAGGACUAUGAGUUCUAGCCAGCCUGGAGGGGCAGCGUUCGGUGAAAAGGAACAGUGUGGUUUGCAGAAGAUGGAUAAACUGUGAGCCUCGCUUGCCCUCACACCUGAGGGAGAGAGGCGGCAAGUCUUAACAAACCAACAUCUUUGAGAAAAGAUAAACCUGAAGAUAUUAUAAGGGAGAGCUGAGCCAGUUGUCCUAUGGACAACUUAUUUAAAAAUAUUUCAGAUAUCAAAAUUCUAGCUGUAUGAUUUGUUUUGAAUUUUGUUUUUAUUUUCAAGAGGGCAAGUGGAUGGGAAUUUGUCAGAGAUCUGCCAGGCAAAUUCACUGUUUCACUGAAGCAUUUGGAUUCUCUUAGCUACUGUAUAUGAAGUCCGAUUAUAUUGGUGCGUUUUUACAGUUAGGGUUUUGCAAUAACUUCUAUAUUUUAAUAGAAAUGAAUCCCUAAACUCCCUUCCCUCUCCCCCAUUUCAGGAAUUAAAAAUUAAGUAGAACAAAAACCCAGCGCACCUGUUAGAGUUGUCACUAUCUAUUGUCAUGGGAACCAGUUUUCAUUAAACUUGAAGCAGUUGUGACAUCGGCAGUGUUUUGGUUCAGACACCUAUUCACAGAAAAGCAUGAUGGGAAAAUAUUUCCUGACUUGAGUGUUCCUUUUUAAAUGUGAAUUUUUAUUUCUUUUUAAUUAUUUUAAAAUAUUUAAACCUUUUUCUUGAUCUUAAAGAUCGUGUAGAUUGGGGUUGGGGAGGGAUGCGGGGUGAGUGAGUCUAAGAAUAAUGAAAUAAUCAGUGACUGAAGCCAUUUUCCCAUCAUCCUUUGUUCUGAGCAUUCUCUGUACCCUUUCAGAUAUCCAUCUCUUUCAUUUUAAAACCCAGUCUUUCACUUGAAAGAUUUUAUUGUAUAAAAAGUUCCACAGGUCAAUAAAUUUAGACGAAAAUGAGUAUUUGGUCCAAAAAAGAAAAAAUAAUCAAGAUUUUAGGGCUUUUAUUUUUUUCUUUUGUAAUUGUGUACAAAAUGGGGGGAAAAACAUAAAAAGCAGAAUUUUAAUGUGAAAACAUUUUUUGCUAUAAUCAUUAGUUUUAGAGGCAAUGUUAGUUUAGUGUGUGUGCAGAGUCCAUUUCCCACAUCUUUCCUCAAGUAUCUUCUAUUUUUAUCAUGAAUUCCCUUUUAAUCAACUGUAGGUUAUUUAAAAUAAAUUCCUACAACCUAA